This is a messenger RNA of Pelobates fuscus (common spadefoot toad), 1407 nucleotides long. It is a transcript of the gene STN1, whose product is annotated as STN1 subunit of CST complex. The transcript is spliced from 10 exons. Gene Ontology annotation, molecular function: single-stranded telomeric DNA binding. Gene Ontology annotation, cellular component: CST complex. The coding region runs from base 108 to 1190 and encodes 360 amino acids. The record is from RefSeq and is a predicted model, not a curated record. Lineage: Eukaryota; Metazoa; Chordata; Amphibia; Anura; Pelobatidae. Gene Ontology annotation, biological process: telomere capping.
UUGAUACACAAUCAAAAAAACAUCACUUAUUCUUAAAAGCAAACAACUGAUCUGCAGUCUCGUUUGAAGAUACGAGUAAGUGAAUGCCACGCUAAGGCUCCAGUAAGAUGGAGGAAAUCCCUUCACUCUUGUGGGGAUUGGAUCCAGUGUUUUUGGCAUUUCCAAAACUCUAUAUAAAAGACAUUCUUGAAUUAAAUGAGUCAUAUCAGGUUCCAGGUAUCUUUUUCUACAAAGAACACCCUAUAAAGCAGGUGGAUAUCUUGGGAACAAUAGUCAGCGUGCGAGAGAAGGAUAACUUUUACAGCUAUGGCGUGGACGAUAGUACUGGCGUAAUCACCUGCACCUGUUGGAAAAGAACGGUACCAACGUCCGAAUCCAGAUCAGAGGUUAGGGUUCACCAAAGCACAUCUGGCGCUAAGGGAUUAGAUGAUCUGAUGCAAGAGCUAUACAAAGAGGAGGAGCAGAAAGCCAGGAUGGAAUUAGGGGAUGUCAUCAGAGUUCGAGGUUACAUUAAAGUGUUCCGGGGCCAGCGAGAAAUUGUGGCGUCAUUGUUUUAUAAAGUGGAUGAUCCAAUGCUUCAUGUGCAGAUUGCAAGAAUGUUCGAUGUUCUAUACCUUUAUAGAAAUGUCUACGACAAGCCUUUUAAAAUCCCAGAACACAUGAAAGAUCCAUCACAGGAAGCGAAUGACCAAAAAUUUGUUACCCUAUCCAGUCUCAUCUCCCUGCUCAGUGAAAAAAUCAAAGUCUUUCUAGUGGAGAACAAAAUCCAGAAUUUCUAUCAGAGGGAAUUGGAAGGUGUCAGUUCCUUACUUGCUAUAGCAAAGACUCCAAUAGCUGAGGGUGACUCAAACAUUACUUGUAACAUCAAAGAAAUUCAUAAUAUAUUUAAGGAAGCCAUACACUUGUUACUAAAAGAGGGCAUUGUCUUCCAAAAAGGACAAAAUCGAGAUGUUUAUCAGGUUACUGACCAGGAUAAAGAAUUAUAUAAACUUACACUGACUGCCAUCCAAGAGGAUUGUAAAAGGCAGAAACAUGCAGAAAAGGGCUGCCACUUUCUUCACAUCCUACGCUGUGUUCGACAGAGCUAUGACCCAAACAUAGCGGAGACCAUAUUGAAGAGAGUUAUCGGGGCUCUUGAAAAUAACAGUGAUAUCGUUAGCACCAUGGAAAACUACUACACAGCCUUCUGAGAACUACAAAAAUGUCCCCGUGACGGAAAUGGAACUUCCACAAUAGCAUGAGGUUGCAGGUGCCUCGCAGAGGCUGGUUUUGGUCAAAAUACACAAAAAAGUUUUCAGCUAGACCCAGGAUAUAGACUGAUAAGGUGAAUUUUAAACACAUACAUGUUUACUACUGUAAUACUAUCUAUACAGGUUUAUUUGGCAAAUGAAUUGUAAGGAGGCACUU